AUGCAAUCUAGGUCGGAUUCAGAUCGAUCGACGGGAGGUAUCUGGAAGGAGAAGAUGGAGACGAUGGAGUCGAAGGAGAUGGCUGCGAAGAAUCAAGAGGAUCGAAAGGAUAGAAAGGAGUCGAGGAGAAGAAAAAGAAGUAUAAGAAGAGAGGAUGAAAUUAUAGAUGAAGGGAAUUGUUUGUUUUCAGUUUGCGGAGGCUUGUUGGUUGUGGAUUCGACUUUGUUUUGCACAGACAGUCUUGAUCAAAGAGGCCAACAGUCCGUAUCGGGUUGUCCGUAA
Messenger RNA from Botrytis deweyae, 282 nucleotides. RefSeq lists its product as uncharacterized. The record is from RefSeq and is a predicted model, not a curated record. NCBI's taxonomy places the organism in Eukaryota, Fungi, Ascomycota, Leotiomycetes, Helotiales, Sclerotiniaceae. The transcript is spliced from 2 exons. The coding region runs from base 1 to 282 and encodes 93 amino acids.